GCCGGGGUGAAUGAAAUCCGGUAAGAACAGGUCUGCACUUCCGCGACUUGUUCCUCAACACAUUGAUGUACACACGUGUAAGUGUGUGUCUAUUAUCCAGACAUGUGGCAAGAGAUACAUAUGUGUGAGAUACAACGUACGUGAGCCAGGAUGAAUGAAUGAAAACUCAUUUAUUAAGCGCCCGGGGCCAGGCGUUAGAGACAUAAACGGAAAAAUGGAGAGUUCUCAAAGGGAGAAAGCGCGAGAACGGAGAGGGAGGGGAAGGGAAGAAGAGGCAGAAGCUGGCAAACCGAGGUACCAGCCCUGCUUCUUGGCGUUACCCCUAUUGCAGUCCCCUCGAUCCCUUCCUUUUACCCAGUCCGCUUUCUCCUCUCCCCGAAGGCUCAAGCUGUGACUGCCAAACCCAAGCAGCCAAACCCCCGCCGGCGGGCCCACGACUGUGUCGCCCCCCCCUCACUCAACACCGACCGGAACCCGCGCACAUCCUCCCGGAACUCUCGCGAGAGGCUCGCCGGUCCCAGCCGGCCCAGAGAAGCUGGGCUUCAGAGAGCACCGCGUGCGUGCGUGCGUGCGUGCGUGCGCGUUGCGUCACACGUGCGCCCGGAGAGGCUAGCAACCUGCCAAGGACCGGGCUACGGAAGCCGCGACGCUUCCCAGCGGCGUGCUGGGGAUUGACUUCUCUCUGUAGCGUGGAAGGACCGGAGGGGUCUCUCACCGGCGGAGGCAGCGCAGGCCUUGAGCUGCCCGCUCGGGGCGCUCCGGGAGCGCCGAGAUGAAAGUGAAGGCCAGAGUCGCCGAGCCUUCCGAGGCGCGCGCGGCGGCCAAGCCGGAGCUCGUCCAGAAGCAGCAGCAGCAGAAGAAGAAGAAGAAGAGAUUCUGGAAAAAAUACCCGCAGGCGGCCGCGGAAGCUUCCCGGAAAGCGGAGAGCAAGGACGGCCGGGCGGGGCCGGGGGCGGGGCCGGGGGCGGCGCUGCCCCCCAAAGGGCCGCAAGAAUUCUCCCACAACUGGAAGGCCUUGCAAGAACUGUUGAAACAAAAAACGACAAAUCCAGAAAAGUUAGUUCCUGCCUCUCCAAGGAAUUCCAGAAAACAAACCAAAAGCCACUACCAGAAUGGCAAGCAUGUUUUUAAAGAGGAAGAACAUGGUGAUGCAGAACUACCAAAGAUGACAGGCAAAACAGGCCAACCCUUCAAGGCUUCUGUCUCUUUAGGAUCUUUAAAUGACACGAAGGUUGUCCUUCAUAAAAAAUUCAGUGAAACAAAGGGAAAAGACAAUGGAACUGAAACCAAGAAAAGAAAAAAUGGUGGCCUUCACCAGAAAAUCGUAGACAUCAAGCAUAAGAAGAGGAAAACAGAAGAAUUAGUAACUCCUUCACCAACAGAAUCAGACAUCUGGUUUGAUGAUGUAGAUCCUAAAGAUAUUGAAGCUGCCAUUGGUCCAGAAGCUGCAAAAAUAGCCCGAAAAAAACUGGGUCUAAAGGAAAAUAAUAUAUCACUGGUAAAAGAAGGAGCAUUCGAAGGCAUGACCAAAGUCGUAGCUAUGGACUGCGAGAUGGUGGGAGCAGGGCCAGAUGGGGAAGAAAACAUCCUUGCCCGAGUGUCCAUUGUGAACCAGUUUGGAAAGUGUAUUUAUGACAAGUACGUCAAACCAACAGAGAAAGUGACUGAUUACCGGACAGAUGUCAGUGGGAUUCGGCCAGAAGACAUCAAAUAUGGAGAAGAGUACCAAGUUGUUCAAAAGGAGGUGGCAGAACUGCUUAAGGACAGGAUUCUAGUUGGACAUGCCCUUCAUAAUGACUUAAAGAUUCUACUUCUUGAUCAUCCCAAAAAGAAGAUCCGGGAUACCCAGAAAUAUAAACCUUUCAGGACACAAGUAAAGAGUGGAAGACCAUCUCUGAAACUGCUCAGUGAGAAAAUUCUUGGUAUCAAAAUACAGCAGUCAGAACAUUGUUCGAUUCAAGAUGCCCAGGCAGCAAUGAGACUCUAUGUAAUGGUAAAAAAACAUUGGGAAGGAAUCAUCAAAGACAAAUAUAAACUACCAAGAGAGAAAAAGAUAAAAGCAUAACUGAGCCCUCCUUUCCACUAUUUCUGCUUCCUACCCUGAAUGCCAGCUUGUUCCUCAGCAGUGUGAUCACGUCCCCAGAAGAAAUGGAGCAGAGGCCUUUCUGGGCCAAAUUGGAGCAGGGUAUUCUGUCAGCUUACCACCUCUUGUUUGCUGAUUGUGUAGCCCUUGGAGUUGGCACAGGGGAAAUAUUUCCCAAGAUGGUCACUUUUUUGGAGAAACUUUCAAACUUGUGGCUAUAAGGGUAUAUGUGCUACUAAAGGGAAUUUGUGGCUAUAAGGGUAUGUGUGCUACUAAAGGGAAUUUGACCUUUUCCAGACAUAGUAGUUCUUGUCCAAGAGCUCGAAGUUUCUUGUUGACAUUCCUUUCCUAUCUUCCAGAAGUCACUGUUAAUAUCAGAGGCAUAAUUAAAAUGUAGGUGAGGGAGUCUUUGUGAGGGAUGGUCUUUUCUUUGAGCACAGAGACUGGUUCUGGGCUUCAGUGAAGGUAUGCAGCCGCCAGUGAAAUGAUCACUUUCUACACUAAUAAAUAAAUGCUCUUGUCUAACAGAAGACAUAUAGUAUGUUAGUGGCUUGUUAAUUAGGAUCACUGCCAUCUCUCUACUCUCACACUAUAUGUGCAAAGUGGUAUCAUGAACCAGGCUGUGGAUAAAUAUGGGGAACAGUAUCGAGCCAUCCAGUGGACCUAGAGCAGCCAGGAAACUCAAAUUUCUAUAAUUUAUCUUGAUAAAAAUUAACCAGAGAAGCUAACAAACUUAAUUCCCACUCUAAUAAGUUAUUGCUGAAAUAACUUAGGAGAAAAUCUGUAUCUGGCAGACUAACCCUAAAUGCGUGGCAUAUACAUCUAAUACCUUCUUGGGAGACUUGUCUCUGAAAAAUGUUACAUUGUUUCUGCCCCCAUUUAAAUUUUUACUGAUUUGGUGGUAAUCUGCAAAGGAGCCCCUGAUGUAGGCCUCUAUUCUGGGAAUAAUUUGACCUUCCAGAAUCCCUAAAUCAUACAUAAUAUUUAGAUGGUAUAAAUAAUAUAGAAAUUUUAAGUGUUGGUUGUACAGUCAUAACCUUAUUAACAUAAACAUCCUAAAAUAUAAUGAGCACAUCUAAGAACUGCACUCUUGGGAGUGAUUUGGUUUUUUUUUUUGUUUUUUUUUUUUUUUAAUAAUUUAUUGACCUUAUAAUAUUUGAGCCUAAGAAAGCUAUUAUUUGGGGGGUUAAAGAGAAGCUACUGUUUGAUCAUACUCCAAGACCAAAGGGUCAAUUUCAUCUUGUAAUUCAAGGUGAUUGCCUCUAAACCUGCCUGAGAGUUUAUAAUUUUCCUAAUAGGAGUUUAAAAGACAUGCUGUACUAAUUAAAAUGUACAAGGCUAGAGGAUUUUUAGUUGUUCCAAAGAUUUUCUUUUUAUUAUGUAUAAUUGUACUGGGUAUAUAUUAUCUGAAGUAAAUGCUACUUUGUACAUUUAAAAUUAA
Messenger RNA from Sarcophilus harrisii (Tasmanian devil), 3524 nucleotides. RefSeq names its product REX4 homolog, 3'-5' exonuclease (gene REXO4). Gene Ontology annotation, biological process: rRNA processing; DNA catabolic process. Gene Ontology annotation, molecular function: nucleic acid binding; 3'-5' exonuclease activity. NCBI's taxonomy places the organism in Eukaryota, Metazoa, Chordata, Mammalia, Dasyuromorphia, Dasyuridae. The coding region runs from base 773 to 2065 and encodes 430 amino acids. The transcript has 9 exons. The record is from RefSeq and is a predicted model, not a curated record. Gene Ontology annotation, cellular component: nucleus.